Glarea lozoyensis ATCC 20868 is the source of this 1647-nucleotide messenger RNA. Its product is annotated as Cytochrome P450. Lineage: Eukaryota; Fungi; Ascomycota; Leotiomycetes; Helotiales; Helotiaceae. Gene Ontology annotation, molecular function: oxidoreductase activity, acting on paired donors, with incorporation or reduction of molecular oxygen; monooxygenase activity; heme binding. Bases 1 to 1647 code for a protein of 548 amino acids. The transcript is spliced from 4 exons. The record is from RefSeq and is a predicted model, not a curated record.
AUGUAUAACACGGAAAUGUCCAUAACGUGGGCUAUUUCAAUAGGCCUUUCAACAUUGUUAGCCUACUUCUUCAAGAAUCUCUACCGACAACGCAUGCUAGUAAAAACCCUCAUCAAACAAGGACUCCCAGUCGCACCCAACCACAACUUCCUCUUCGGCCACCUCCUCUACCUAAAACGUUUCAGCGAUGCCAUGCCCAAAGGAGCACACUUCCAAUACAUGUUCAGCGACAUCUACCAAGAAUCCUUCCAAGACGGCGGCGUCUUUUACCUCGACAUGUGGCCACUCAGCCCAUUAUUCCUCGCAGUAGUAUCGCCCACCACCGCAACAAGCGUGACGCAGACGAAUUCGAAAAUCUAUGCUAGGAAACCCGAUUUAUUGCCUAAGUUGUUUAAACCAUUGGCUGGAGGACCUAAUUUGUUUGAUAUGCCGGAGGUGGAGUGGAAACCGUGGAGAGCUACGUUUAGUAAGUGUUUUAGUAAUGAGCACUUCAUGUAUUUGGUGCCGGGGAUAGUUGAGCAGACUCUUGUUUAUUGCGAGACUCUGAGGCGGCAUGCCGAGAUGGGGGAUACGUUUUUUCUGGAUACGAUGACUAUUAGGUUUACGAUGGAUAUCAUUGGAAAGACGAUUUUGAAUUCCGAGCUCGGUGCUCAGAGAGGAUAUAAUCCUCUCGCUGAUUGUAUGAUCAGUCAGAUGAGAUGGCAGCAACCAAAUGGUGAUAUCAACCCGUUCAGUUUGAUCCACUUGCCGCGAUUCUUCAUGCAAUGGUUAAACGGCCGAAGAAUGGACUCAUACAUCGGCCCCGAACUAGACAAGCGAUUCCGCGAACAUCGUGCCAGUCCUCCCGACUCCAAAAAGAACAAAGCAAUCAUCGACCUACUCCUCCAAGCAUACAGCCCAAACUCAGAAGCGACUCCUAACCAGGAAGAAACAAUGGACCCAGAGUUCCGGUUAUUCGCCAUAAGACAAAUCCGAAUGUUCGUCUUUGCCGGACAUGAUUCCACAUCAAGCGCUAUAACCUACUGUUUCCAUCUCUUGUCCAGACAUCCAAAAGCACUUCAACGAUUGCGAGCGGAACAUGAUGAAACGUAUGGGAUGGAUAUCUCAUCUGUCGCUUCGAAACUUUUAGCGAAUCCGGCACUGGCGAAUGGACUGCUUUAUACGACUGCUGUUAUCAAAGAAGCACUGCGAUUAUUCCCGCCUGCGAGCUCUAGUCGGCAAGGCACUACCGGUGUCGAGAUUACCGAUGACAGAGGUAUGGUAUGUCCGACCGAAGGUGCCGUGGUAUGGGUGAACCAUCAAGCCAUGCACCGAGCUCCAAAAUACUGGGUGCGUCCCGAUGACUUCCUUCCUGAACGAUGGCUGGUAAGUCCAGACCAUGAGCUGUAUCCCAUGAAAGGCGCUUGGCGGCCUUUUGAGAAUGGACCUAGGAAUUGUAUUGGGCAGGGCUUGGUUAUGAUGGAGUUGCGAAUCGUUUUGAGUCUUACGGUUAGAGAGUUUUUGUUUGAGGAUGCUUAUGAGGAGUUUGAUGCGAGAGGUGGGAGGAAGGGGAUUAAAAAUUAUAAGGGGGAGAGAGCUUUUCAGAUUGAUGAGGGGGCUGCUCAUCCUGCGGAAUAUUAUCCUUGUAAGGUGAAGCUUAAUGUGUAG